Molecule: messenger RNA, 300 nt
Organism: Meloidogyne enterolobii
Lineage: Eukaryota; Metazoa; Nematoda; Chromadorea; Rhabditida; Meloidogynidae
Source: the annotation of a GenBank genome assembly
AUGUUUGGUCAUCCAUUGUAUGAUUUGUUGUCCGGUCCAAGUCAUGCCCAAUAUUUUGGAUCUAACCCACAACGCGUCUAUUGUCCAACCUGCAACGAAAUUACAAAAACUAAACUUGAAUAUGUUAAUAAUGCAAAAACUAAAUGUUGUAGUUUUCUUAUUGCAUUUUGGGGGUUUUCGAUUUUAACUACUACGUUGGCAAUGAUUAAAGUUAGUGCUAGAAGUUCUGAAUCUCUGUUUUUUUCUCUUUUCUUUCUCGCUAUAGGGUAUGUUUCAUAUAAAAAAUUGAAAAAAAAAUAA